CGGAACUUUAUUAUCUCUCUGAAGUUUAUGAUUUCAGAAAAAUAUGGAAAUAAAAUGCGUUGUGGUUGUUUUCGUUGCGUUGUUGGUUGUUAGUUUUUCUGAUGUUGGGCUAGGUUUUGAGGACCAAGCAGGUGAGGGCGGAAGUUCACAAGAGCACAAAGGCCAAGGUCGUUUCGACGAGCACGAAAGAAACAGGACGGCUGGAGACAAGUAUAGUUGGACGCGGGUGCUGGCAGACGGCAGCUCGUUCCGAGAGAGCGCCUUCGUUCCCGCCAACGACAACAUAGUUACCUUCAGGUCCAAGAAAAGGUCCAGUCAAGCAGCCAACGUCACAAAGUCCGACACCACCUACGAGUACAGACCAAACAGCACAAAUGUUGUAGCAAUAACAGUUUUUGAGAUCUGUUACAUCACCGACACCUUGAUGACGAAAGAUGAAACCGUAGCUUUACUGGAUGCCAGAAAUGGGACCAACGUGACUACUGCCGGGUCUAAGAGCCUGAAUGGCGUGGCCACUCCCAUAGGGGAUACCGAGAAAUCUGCGUUCUGUCUGGACGCCCCGGGGGUGUGCAAGAAGUGUGGUCAGAGGCAGGUGGUCAAAACGGUGCCAGACACAAAUCUGGUUGAUGACGAUGCUAACGACAUAGUCACCGUCUACACACUGACAGAUGAGGUCAAGCUGCUGAUCCCCCACAAUUCCACAACCACCGCCCGCCCCUACCACAACCACAGCAAAUCCACAACGCCAAGUCCAUCUAUAUAAACCAGUGGUUUUGCUGUGUUAAAUACAUAGCUAUGUUUUAAUGUGAACCUUAUCAAGAAAUGGUUUUACUGUAAUAAUUAUACAGUACUAUAGCACCAUUUAUCUUCAUCAAUAUUUCCAAAUUUUUAAUGCAGAUUCUUCUACAGAAAAAAACCCCCACAAAUUGGAAAAUUACUAAUCUUUUGUUCCAAUGCUUUAAUUUUGUUUAAAAAUUGAAAGAUAAUUAAAAAUAAAUUGCGUUUAUAAUUUGUCUAUGGUUUUCGUAGUUGUUUCUAAGCUUAUUAUAAUAACAUGCUAAUUUAAUUUUUCACAUAUUAAAUUACUU
This is a messenger RNA of Physella acuta, 1088 nucleotides long. RefSeq lists its product as uncharacterized. NCBI's taxonomy places the organism in Eukaryota, Metazoa, Mollusca, Gastropoda, Physidae. The record is from RefSeq and is a predicted model, not a curated record.